AUGGUGAAGAUGGUAGAUGGUGAGCGAAGAGACGAAAGCGUUGCAAUUGCGAUUGAUCGAGACAAAGGAAGUCAGGCUGCAUUGAAAUGGGCUGUUGAUAAUCUUUUGACACCAGGAGAGACUCUAACUCUUAUUCAUGUUAAAGUCAAGCAAACCCUUGCUAAUAAUGGGACUCAACCAAAUAAGUCUGGAGAUGACGUUAAGGAACUGUUUCUUCCAUUCCGAUGUUUCUGCACUAGGAAAGACAUAAAUUGUGAAGAGGUAGUAUUGGAGAACGUUGAUGCUGCAGAAGGAAUCAUAGAGUAUGUACAAGAGAAUGCAAUCGAUAUUCUAGUACUCGGUGCAUCUAAGAUAACUCUUUUAAAGCGGUUAAAAGCGGUAGAUGUUACAAACGCAGUGAUAAAAGGAGCACCCAAUUUCUGUACAGUUUAUGCAAUCUCUAAAGGUAAAAUUUCGUCCGUUAGAUCAGCUACCUCUUCACCUCCUCCACUUUGCACAAUACGUCCACAAUUACCAGCUCGGUCAAGUAAUGCCAACAACAACAACUUCAGUCCUAGAGCUCAGAGAAGGCUUCAAUCAGUGCAAAGUAUACAAGACGAGAUCGAGAUCAAGUCUCCAUAUUUGAGAAAAGAAUAUGAUCAAGGGACAUACCAGGCCUUAGUGUCGGACUCAGACUUAUCCUUUGUGAGUAGUGAUAGGCCAAGCAUGGAUUGGUUUGAAGACAAUCGAUCCAACUAUGCUACAUCCUCAAGCUCAUCUGAAAAACAGUCCAUAGAUUUGUGUUCUUCUUAUUCUGCAUUCUCCACAAGCUCCCAAGAAAGUGGGAGACUCUCAUCAUUGUCAAUGUAUAGCCAGGAUGAUGUAGAAUCUGAGAUGAGAAGGCUAAAACUAGAACUUAAGUAUACAAUGGACAUGUAUAAUAGUGCAUGCAAAGAAGCAAUCGCAGCUAAGAAGACGACUAUUGAGUUACACAAAUGGAAAGAAGAAAGGAAACAUAAACUAGAAGAAGCAAUACUUGCCAAAGAAGCAGCAAUGGCAAUAGCAGAGAAUGAGAAGGCAAAGAGUAGAGCAGCCAUGGAAGCAUUAGAAGCCGCUCAUAGAAUGGCUGAAACCGAAGCUCAAAAAAGAAAGCAAAUCGAAACGGCGGCUCUACGAGAAGUAGAGCAUGAAAAUAAAGCAAUGCAUGCUUUACCUCAUAGUAAUAGAAUGUAUAGGAAAUACACAAUUGAGGAGAUUGAACAAGGAACAACAAAAUUCUCAGAUAGUCAUAAGAUUGGAGAAGGCAGUUAUGGAACAGUUUACAAGGGUACUCUAGAUUACACACCAGUGGCGAUAAAAGUUGUGAGACCGGAUGCAACACAAGGAAGAUCACAGUUCCAGCAAGAAGUGGAAGUCUUGACAUGUAUAAGACAUCCUAAUAUGGUUCUGCUCCUUGGAGCCUGUGCGGAAUACGGAUGUUUAGUCUACGAAUACAUGUCCAAUGGUAGCUUAGACGAUUGUCUCCUUAGACGAGGAAACUCUCCAGUGCUUUCUUGGCAGCUAAGAUUCCGCAUUGCAGCUGAAAUCGCCACUAGCCUUAAUUUCCUUCACCAGCUAAAGCCAGAGCCACUAGUGCACCGCGACUUGAAACCAGCUAACAUAUUACUUGACCAGCACAUGGUCAGCAAGAUUUCUGAUGUUGGGUUGGCUAGGCUUGUCCCUCCCACAAUUGAUGACAUCGCAACGCAUUAUAGAAUGACAUCCACUGCUGGAACAUUGUGUUACAUUGAUCCAGAAUACCAGCAAACUGGUAUGCUUGGAACCAAAUCAGACAUAUACUCAUUUGGGAUUGUGCUCUUGCAAAUACUUACAGCAAAGACACCAAUGGGUUUGACAAAUCAAGUUGAGAAAGCAAUUGAGGAAGGAAAUUUUGCCAAGAUACUUGACCCUCUUGUUACUGAUUGGCCAAUUGAAGAGGCUUUAAUAUUAGCAAAAAUCGGUUUACAAUGCGCAGAGUUAAGACGGAAAGAUAGACCUGACUUGGGAACGGUUGUGUUGCCUGGGCUGAAAAGGCUCAUGAAUUUAGCAGAAGAAAACAUGUCUAUCACGCGUCCUUCGUCGUAA
Arabidopsis thaliana (thale cress) is the source of this 2103-nucleotide messenger RNA. Its product is annotated as kinase with adenine nucleotide alpha hydrolases-like domain-containing protein. Gene Ontology annotation, molecular function: nucleotide binding; transferase activity; protein kinase activity. The transcript has 7 exons. Bases 1 to 2103 code for a protein of 700 amino acids. Lineage: Eukaryota; Viridiplantae; Streptophyta; Magnoliopsida; Brassicales; Brassicaceae. The record is from RefSeq and is marked reviewed.